AUGCUAUUAAGAGAAAUAGCCUCAUAAUUUUGCAGUCAAUUUGAAAAGAACAUCCAAAAGACAAGAAGGGCUCCACAAGUUGUUAAUUAGGUCAAGGCAGAAGAAACAACAGAGGAAAAAGAAUCUGAUUACUCAUUAAGAAGAAUGCCUUUUUAUAGAUUCCCUGUCGGACUCUAGAAGAAUUUGUAUUUAAUGUUACAACUAUUUGUGAAGCUAUUAUUUAACAGGUCCAUUAAUUUUUCUUGA
Paramecium tetraurelia is the source of this 246-nucleotide messenger RNA. RefSeq lists its product as uncharacterized. Lineage: Eukaryota; Ciliophora; Oligohymenophorea; Peniculida; Parameciidae. The transcript has a single exon. The record is from RefSeq and is a predicted model, not a curated record.